UUCUUACUUGCCUAAUUUUGUGCUCUUGUUUCAUUUUUAUCAUCUAUGCCAUCUCAUAUCUUCUAACAGGCUAUGGAAGAUGAGAUUCAUCAUAGCAAUUUGCCAAAUGGGCUCAUCACAGAAAAUUACCCUGUCUCAAAGAACAAUCACCACCACCAACACCACCACAAUAGCAACAAAGAACAAGAUCGCUUUCUCCCUAUUGCCAAUGUGGGCAGAAUCAUGAAGAAAGCAAUCCCUUCCAAUGGGAAAAUCUCAAAGGAUGCAAAAGAGACAGUGCAAGAAUGUGUGUCAGAGUUCAUAAGUUUUGUCACAGGGGAAGCCUCUGACAAAUGCCAAAGAGAAAAAAGAAAAACCAUCAAUGGUGAUGAUGUCAUAUGGGCCAUAACAACAUUAGGAUUUGAGAACUAUGUGGAUCCAUUGAAAUUCUAUCUUGUGAAAUAUAGAGACAUUGAAGGAGAGAAGCUUAAUCUUCCAAAGCAACAACAACAACAUCGUUCUUCACAACAUCAUCACACUCAAGAUCAUCAAAAUAACCAUCUACCUUUAAAUAGUGUUGUAUAUUCCUCAACAAGUCUCAUUUCUCAGCCUCCAUUUGUAGCCACGGAUCCGAUGUUUUCUCUACCAUUCUCAUCAAAUUCAAUGCAGAAACAAUUGCAGCAGCAACAGCAGCAAGACCAGAUUGAUUCAGUGGGGCAAUGGUAAGAUUGGGAUCGACCAGGGUGUUGGAUGGACCAGUUUUUCAUUUUCACUAGUUAAUGAAAAUUUUACAUAUACUUGUAUCAAUAUGUAUAAAAUUAAAGCAAAAGUUUGUUAUACACACAAUAUAUAUAUGUCAUGUUUGAGUUAAUUUUCAA
Molecule: messenger RNA, 857 nt
Organism: Lotus japonicus
Lineage: Eukaryota; Viridiplantae; Streptophyta; Magnoliopsida; Fabales; Fabaceae
Product: nuclear transcription factor Y subunit B-3-like
Exons: 1
Coding region: 73-705 (210 amino acids)
Biological process (GO): regulation of transcription by RNA polymerase II
Cellular component (GO): CCAAT-binding factor complex; nucleus
Molecular function (GO): RNA polymerase II cis-regulatory region sequence-specific DNA binding; DNA-binding transcription activator activity, RNA polymerase II-specific; protein heterodimerization activity
Source: RefSeq, a predicted model, not a curated record